Molecule: messenger RNA, 1372 nt
Organism: Gadus macrocephalus (Pacific cod)
Lineage: Eukaryota; Metazoa; Chordata; Actinopteri; Gadiformes; Gadidae
Exons: 5
Coding region: 205-915 (236 amino acids)
Biological process (GO): phospholipid biosynthetic process
Cellular component (GO): membrane
Molecular function (GO): phosphotransferase activity, for other substituted phosphate groups
Source: RefSeq, a predicted model, not a curated record
UCAUAUUAGACAUUCUCUGGUAUUACCAUGUGCUUGAAACUACCCUAUUAGUUCUGAUGUAAGAUUAAUGAUAUGCUGAUAAUUGUGAAUUUUGGAAUUACCUUAAACUGGCAUGAGCAAUUCCAUAAUUGUUUCUCCCGUAUGCGACUCGAACCAGAAACAAAUCAGGAGGCGUCAUAAUCCUAACUAGGCUCCAAAGGGAGGAUGGCAGAAUCAACAACGCGCCGACACGUUUUUGUGUACUGGCCGAAUAUUAUCGGAUACAUUAGGAUUGUCCUUGUAUCUAUCUCUUGGGUAGUCUUCAAGAGACCAGCUUUCUUUAUUCCGCUGUAUUCAAUCUCCAUACUGCUUGAUGGUGUGGACGGCUGGGUAGCCAGGAGGCUGGAGCAGACGUCCAGGUUUGGGGCUUGGCUGGAUGUGGUAGUGGACAAUCUAAGCAGAGGAAUGCUGUGGAGCAUGUUGUUCGAGUGGGGUUGGUUGGUGACUGCAGUAGAGUGGUGUGUGUUUGUAUGUAACCACAGUGCCAGAGGUGCAGACUGGAAAAGCAGCUUCACAACUAGUCCAUAUUUAGUGAGAUCAAUCAUGGCAAAAGGUAAGGCAUUCAACGUUACUUUUGUAUGUUUAACAGAUAACCUAAAUGCAAGCACAAGAAGCAGUUUUGUUUUUCUAUGUCUUCAAGGGUUUAAGACCCCUCUGGGCGCUUGGGUGAUCAUUGGAAUACACUGCUUACCAUUGUGGCUUUAUGGUCAUCGCUGGGGACUCCUGUCGGCACCCCUCGGCUUGCCCCCCUUGAUCCAAACUUUAGGGACUCUGGGGUUGACAGCUGGACGGCUGUUGGGCUUCGUGGCAGAGGUAUGGUGUAUAUGGGUACAUAUCAAACAUCUCAUCGAUGACGAGAUAGAGAAGAAAAGCUGAAAACAUUGCAAGCAAGCUGUCACCUUAUAUUACUUAUUUACGCUGUAUAUUUAUGUUAAAAAUAUAUAUUUUUCGAAUGUUUCUUUAUAUGAAUUGAUGGAAAACGCUGCGUAUUUACUAUGAGCGAUGGCAGAAGAAAACUGACCAAUGUGUAACCAGUUGUUACAUGCCUUGCCAGUAGCCCUUGAGUUCGUGGUCGUGUCUUGUUUUCCAUCCGUCUUCCCACAGGUACCUCCCCCCCUCCUUACAUUCCUGAUUGUAACCAGGGUUAUGAAUGUCUGCACCCCAGGAAUGUCUCAAUUUCCUUCUGACUUUCUUUUUUUUUUCCUUUGGAUUUUUUGGUUUUGCUGUUUUCUACCUACAUCCGCCAGGUAGGGGAUGGAUGCUGCAACCAGUGUACGUUUUGUUUUACUGUCUCAAGCUAGGCCAGUCAGGGUUAUUUUCUUUCCAAGGAGCU